Molecule: messenger RNA, 618 nt
Organism: Acanthosepion pharaonis
Lineage: Eukaryota; Metazoa; Mollusca; Cephalopoda; Sepiida; Sepiidae
Source: the annotation of a GenBank genome assembly
AUGGCUUCCUUUUUUUUUAUUUCAGUAAAAAUAAAAUUCUUUUUUUUUAAUUAUUUUUUCUUCUUUUUCUAUCCUCUGUCAUUUUUCUCUCUUAUUAUCAUUUAUUUUCUUCACUACAAAAUUAAUCGUUUUACUUUUACCUUUCAGUUCACUAUCUCUUUUUCUUUAUCUCAUUAUCUUUUACUGUCUCUUCUUCACAUAAGUCACUUUUCCACUCUCUCUAUUUCUUUCUUUUUAUUUUAUCACCUUCCUCUUUUUUCUGUCUCUAUCCCCAACACCCAUAUCAAUAUAAUCUCUUUUUUUCACUUUUCUCUAUAUUUCCAUUAUUAUUCUUUUCCCCCUCAAAUAAUUCUUCUCCUUCCUCGUCUAUUUUUCGUCUUUUUUAUCUACUUUUCCUUUUAUUGUUCAUGUCUCUAUUUUUCUUUUCUUUUUUCUUUCUUUGCACCAUCUUUAAACACUCUUCUAUGUUGUUGUUUUUUUCUCGCCUUCUUUUUGUCUCCACACCAGUAUUUUCCCCUUCUCUUUCUCCAGCCCCACUUUACAUUUCUCCAUAUCCCUGCUCAUCCAUCCUCCCCGACGUGUCUGUCUAUCCCUUGGAAUUUUCUGCAAUCUCUCUAA